Molecule: messenger RNA, 5748 nt
Organism: Trichosurus vulpecula (common brushtail)
Lineage: Eukaryota; Metazoa; Chordata; Mammalia; Diprotodontia; Phalangeridae
Gene: PLSCR4
Product: phospholipid scramblase 4
Exons: 10
Coding region: 510-1487 (325 amino acids)
Biological process (GO): plasma membrane phospholipid scrambling
Cellular component (GO): plasma membrane
Molecular function (GO): phospholipid scramblase activity
Source: RefSeq, a predicted model, not a curated record
CCCCAAGAAUUUCCCACCCUUCCAAGGCACUUCUGGAAGCGCGGAGCUAUCCAUAGAGAGAGCACGGAUUGCAGCCGCUCCUGGUUGGGAGAGAAGAAGGUUGGGCGAGUCUUCGAAAUCACCCCGGGAAGCGAGUUGCUGUCGUCCUGAGAGUUCGACGAGCAGCGAAGAGGACAGGAGAAACGAGGAGUGGGGUCACAGCUUGGCCUUCAUCAGACCAGGUAGGGGAGCGAGCGGAGAGGAAGACGUCAAGGACGUGGGCAGAGUUACAAACUUUCCAAGUGGCUGGGCUCCUGCUGUAGCAUCUUUCCCUGGUCCCGCGGGGCAGCCUCGGGCGGUUUUUCGCAGAAGCUCGGGAUUUUCGGGAGCUGCGGAAGCCUCCCCCCCUCCCCAGUUCCAAGAACUUCAUCUGAUUUUGGGAAAGCUUGUGUUUGCUCCGGCGCCUGCCUGCCAACUAGCCAGCCAGUCAACAAGCAAGCACUUGCCAGAAUUGGUUAUAACUCCUAAAAAUGCAAGACCCCACAGGUCCUACUGCACCUGUAGAUGAAACAGAAAAAUCACCCAAUCCAACACCUGAAGACCCCCCUACCUACACUUCUCAUUAUCAACCAGGACCUCCUGUACCAGUUGGCUAUCCCAUUGCAGGCUAUGCAGGCCCCGGUCCCAUAGGUUAUCCAGGUCUGAAUCAGCCUGGUGGCUUUCCCAUGUAUCAAAGUGGUGGCCAGCCAAUUGUUUAUCAGCCUGGCAUCAAUGUGAACCCAAUUCAACCUCCCCAAGUACCAUGGAUGGCAGCACCACCUCCGCUCCCAAACUGCCCACCUGGUCUGGAAUACCUAUCUCAGCUAGAAAAAGUACUUGUUCAUCAGCAGAUUGAACUUCUGGAAUUGAUGACACGAUUUGAAAGUAAUAACAGAUAUGAAGUGAAAAACAGCAUGGGACAGAUGAUAUACAUGGUUCUUGAGGACACUGAUGACAUUACGAGAAAUGCAUAUCAUACAUUACGUCCCUUUGUCAUUCGGGUCAUUGACAGCAUGGGUCGAGAAAUCAUGAGAUUGCAGAGACCCUAUCGGUGCACCUGUUGCUGUUUUUGUUGUUCUUCUGCCAUGCAAGAGCUCGAGAUUCAAUCUCCUCCUGGUGUGGCCCUCGGUUACGUCAUGCAACAAUGGGGCUGCUGCAUGACGUAUUUCAGAAUUGAAAAUGAGAAGAAAGAGCAAGUGCUGAUCCUGGAUGGCCCGUGUAUGCCUAACUGUGCCUCAGCUACUGUUUAUCAGGUUAAAUCUUUGGAUGGAGCCAUUAUUGGAAGUAUUUGUAGACAGUGGCCUGGCUAUGUACAAGCAUCAGUAGCAGAUAUAGACAACUUUGAGGUCACUUUUCCAUUAGACCUCAACGUAACAAUGAAAGCUUUGAUUUUUGCAGCUACCUUCCUCAUUGAUUUCAUGUUUUUUGAAAGCCCUCCAAGACGUAACGACCAAAAUCAAGAGUCCUAAUAAGAAUAAUAAAAUGUCAGAGUUGGAAGGAGCCCUAGUGGUCAUAUGGUGAAAUCUAUUCAUGAGCAGAAACAUCAGAUAGACCAUUCCCUGGAAAUGGCUAUCUAGUUUCCAUGUGAAGACCUUCAGUGAUGAGGGAUUUUGUACCUUCAAGAACCGACCAUUCCAUUUUGCAACAGCUCUCAUUGUUAAGAAGUUUGCGGUUUUUUUCCCACUUAUAUGGGACUGAAUAUUGAUUAGAUUCUCUGUACUUUCCACUACUAUUGCUCUCUAACAGAAGGGAAAACAAGUUUGAUCUUUCUUCCAAAUGACCUGAAGAAAUACCUGAAGUUCUUCAAAUAUGUUUCAAAAGCUAUCACAUCAAUCUCCCCUCCAUGGACUCCCCACAAAAGGGUCCUGUAUAUUCUUGCCUCUGUUUCUGUUAAGCACUAUUCUAAUAUGACUGUCAUUGUCCUAUACAUAUCCAGUUUCAGGAGUGCUCUUCUGUCACGUUAGUAACAUCAAGUGAUGCACACUCGUUGCCGAUAGUUCAUCAAGUGAUUAUAUUAACCUGUGAUUUUCCUGUGCCUUGUUGAUGUAUGACACUCUUCUUAGGUUUGUCUUCUUUUGUUCUCCUUCUAUAUUCUUCAAAAUAAGAAGUUUAGAGGAAAAAAUGGAGGCUUUGUAUUUCUAAAGGAUAACAGUGAAACUAGCCUUCCCCUCUGCCUUCCCACCACCCCCAUACAAUAUGGUUUUCCUUUGAAGUUUCCUCAAAGUUAAUUCUAUGGGGCUACCAUAACAUAUUAUUCUAGUAUCCCUUGCAUAUCAUAUUAUUAUGGAUCUAUGAUUGGAAUAUUUUCUCCAUUGGCACAGAUGUCAACCCUUUCCUGUGUCUUUAUCUGUAAAAUAAGGGGAUUGUAUUAGAUCACUUCUUUCAGUUCUAGAACUAUAAUCCUAUAACUGUCCCAAAAAUCCUCUACAGAGACUCCAUCUAACAUGACGGGGGCCUUCUGUGUCUCGUAACGUUGACCUUGUAUAGGGGACAGUACUAUUGCAAUGUAGCAGCCUGCCUUCUUUUCAAGUUAUGCAUUUCUCUAAUGAUAUCAUUUAUGUCAUUUAUCCUAUGAAUUUGUUAGUAACAUAUUGUAACCUAUUCACAUUCACCGUAUGCCUUACCAUUGCCCUAUGGGUAAUAACCAAAUUUAAUUCUUCAGAGACUGUAGUAUCCUAUGACUCAAGGUUGGUCAAUAUAUAUAUGGGCUCUUACUUUAGGGGAAAGUUUGGGGUCAUUAAAAGCAUGGUACAGGUAAGUUAGUCCAUUGUCUUCCUCUUAUUUAAAUCUGAACCCAGUUUUCCCCAUCCCCUGGAACUACCCAAUUUCUAUGGACAAUGAUAGGUUUUACAGAUUGUCCACCUAUCCUCAUAUCAUUGAUUAGGCAGAAGGACUUUAUUAACUAUUUUGUUUUUCAUGCAUGGAAAGUUAGGGGGUAAAAACUCCUUAGUCAAGGAGCUUUGUUAUACAUGAGAAUCUCCUUCUUGGUUAAAAGCCUUUGGGGGUCUUCUGUUUUCUAGAGCCUUCAAUUAGUUGUACAAGUAUAAAGAUGUAGUCUUCCAUAGGUCAUAUUUGUGAAAGCCUUGGUGUUCCUUUUUUUAUACCUCCAUCAAGGAUACUUAUGAUCCUCAUGUAGACUAUUUUUAUAAAGAAUUUGUUGAGAUUAUAAAGUAAAGCUCAGUCUGUAAUGUGAAGCUGCAGUCAAAAAAUCUAAUAUGACCUUGGGCUGAACUAAGAAGGUAUAGUUUUGAUAUAUGUUCUUUUAACCAUUCCUUUUAUUUUCAGUGCAAAUAGUUUGUUUAAUCUGGCGAGUUGUCUCAGCUAUGUGACAUAACAUCUUAUAUUUUAUUUUUCAUUCUAAUUUAAUAUAGAUUUUAUUUUUUGCUUUAACAAAUUGGUUUUCUUUUUUUUACCCAAUUUGAAAAUGACUCUCACAUCAGUAAGUUCGCUCUGUCAUUUAAUUUUUAUGACAGUACUAACCAUAUGUGACAUCUUCUACCUUUGGUCUUGAAGAAAAUAGUCAUGAUAUAUAGAAGCACAGUGAACUAAGUGUUGGAUGUAGGUUCAGGGAGGUCUGAGUUAAAUGUGUAGCAAAGUAGGAAGAGUGCUGGCCUUGGAACUGCUAACACCUGAGUUUAAACCCUGCCUUUGUAACUUACCGAUUGUGCUGCAUGAGUAAGUCAUUUAAACUUUCUGAAGCUUAGGAAAGUCUUUAACUUGUUGACUAAGUUAUGGGUACAUUUUGAUGUGUAAUCAGUGUUCUCCGAUGAAAGCAAAUAUUUUUUUAGUGUGUUACCAUGCUGUUUCUUAUUGCCUUUGGACUCAAGAUGAAAGUAAUUCCACUAAUGCUUUCAUUGCCUCUCCAAGUUAGACCAGUCUUCCAUCAAACUUAACCUCCUUUCGUCUUCCAGUUGCACUUAUAGCAAGAAUGUGAGGUUUGACAUAGAAUGUCCAUUCAUUGAUCACUGGAAAGGAUCUUGUAUCUAGGAUAAUAUCAGCUAAGUUAAUGUUAAUAUCUGCUUUAAAAAUUGCAUGAUUUUGACCAUCAUCUCCCCCGCUUUUAACCUUUCUUCCAUGAUUAAUGCAUAAUCAGAAGAAAAGGACAUCAAAUACUUGUGCUGUUGAUUUUUUGGAAAUUAAGUAUAGGUCUUUAUUUCAUCCCACUAGAUUUCAUAGUCUUAUGUUCAGGCCAUCAUUCUAUCCUACUAAGAUCCUUUAGGAUCACAAAUCCUUUGUCCAACAGGUUAGGUUUUUUUCAGUCUUAAUGUCAUUUACAAAUUUGAUAAGCAUGCCGUUUAAGUCUUCAAGACAUUGAUUAAAAUGAUGAAUGGAGCACUGCUAAGAAUAGAGCCAUAUGGCUCUUUACUUUAAAUCUCUUCAGUUUCAGAAGAUGAUAAUGGGUAAUCAUAAUCUCUCAAAUUCUAGAGACUCACGGUAUCUUGGAACAUUUUCCUCUCCCUAAAACCUAGAAACCUUGGAUCGGGAGAAUUGCCCAUUUCCAAUCAUCUGCAUGAGGAUUCUUCACUGCUGAUUAUUUUCAGUGACUUCAAGCCUCUGAUGCAUUGAAGGAUAGCCAAGCUGGGUUUUAGCUCUAAUAACAGAAGGAUGGAGCUUAGAAGGGAUGGCAGUCAGGCUACACAAAAUUAGAGUUAUUUAUAAAUGUGCCUUUGAACAUGUCCUAGUACAACUUCCUGUCUCAGUUGUAUUUCUUUAGGGUAAAAUAGGUUGCAAAGAGUUCAUACCAGAGAGCUGAGACAAAUGUAACCUACUUAAAAAUGAAAGGAAUGCCACUGUAGAAAUAAACACACAAUAUAGAUGGAUUUCUAUCUGUGGAAGUUAGGGAAUAGUCAGACUGGUAUGGCUUGUGGAUAUGGGUAAAUGACAAAGGUUGGUAGUGUGCAGAUGUUAGAAACAGUAGAAAAAAUGACUCAAAGUCAACUUGGAGGUAUGGACUUAAUGAUCUCACAAUCUUCACAUAAUUUCAUAUGAAACAGAGCAUCCUUCUAUUAAUAAGUAUAGAAAUGAGAAAACAAAUUGAUAAAAGCCCAGCAAGAUGAGGUGGGAUGACCCCACUGCAAGGGUAAACAUCAUUGCAGACUGCGACAAUGGCAUUCCAUUUUUUUAUCAAAUAAUUAUUUAUUAUUGAACAUGAACAAAAAUUAAUGUGAAACAUAAACAAAAUUAGAGCUAUGGAAGGCAACCUUAAAAAUGCAGGAGGGACUAAAGGAUUCUUAUUAAAAAUUAGGACUUUUUCACCAUUGGAUGGAUUGAGACAGGGAAAGGCGAACUCGAUGAGAAGCAUUUUUUAAAUGUAUAUUCUCACCUUCACCCACAUUUUUAUGCAUCUUAAUAUUUCUAAUUAGCAAGUAUUUCCUACUAACGUGCUUUGUACAUAAUAAGCACUUAACAAAUGGCUUUUCACUCAGUCAUUCUUUUUGUGUGCACCAGUCUACAUUGCAAAGUAAACAAUAGAUUCAUUUUAAUUAUUUUAUAUUUCCAUGCAACUUCCCCCCCCCACCACAACCUAUUAGCUGAGGUAAUUAAGAGUUGACCAAAUAGAGCAUGUAAAAUUCAAACUAGAAUAAUUGUUAGUGUAAGACAAUAAUUGGACAGGAUCUCUCAAUAGCUUUAUAGAAGUAACGCGCGUGUGUGUGUGAGAGAGAGUGUGUGUAUAUAUUUGUGUACAUAUAUGUAUAUACAUAUAUAUGUGUGCACACACACAUAUAUAUG